Molecule: messenger RNA, 1851 nt
Organism: Vidua macroura (Pin-tailed whydah)
Lineage: Eukaryota; Metazoa; Chordata; Aves; Passeriformes; Viduidae
Product: E3 SUMO-protein ligase PIAS2-like
Exons: 13
Coding region: 7-1851 (614 amino acids)
Biological process (GO): protein sumoylation; regulation of transcription by RNA polymerase II
Molecular function (GO): transcription coregulator activity; SUMO ligase activity; zinc ion binding
Source: RefSeq, a predicted model, not a curated record
UAGAAUAUGGUAUCAAGUUUUCGUGUUUCUGAACUACAAGUGUUGUUGGGUUUUGCUGGACGUAAUAAAAGCGGGCGGAAACAUGACCUCCUGAUGAGGGCACUGCAUUUACUGAAGAGAGGCUGCAGCCCAGCAGUUCAGAUAAAAAUCCGAGAACUCUAUAGGCGUCGUUACCCAAGGACAAUUGAAGGACUUUCAGAUUUAUCGGCUAUAAAACCUGCAAUUUUCAAUUUGGACAGUAGUUCCUCUCCUGCUGAGCCUGACCUCACUGUUGCUGGCAUUCACCCACUCUCUUCUUCCUCAGUCACACCUCAGUCUCCUUCCUCACCUGUCAGUUCUGUGUUCCUCCAAGACACUAAGCCCCACUUUGAGAUGCAGCAGACAUCCCCUCCAAUUCCACCUGUUCAUCCUGAUGUUCGACUGAAAAGCUUGCCAUUUUAUGAUGUGCUUGAUGUGCUCAUAAAACCUACAAGUCUAGUACAGAGCAGUAUUCAGAGGUUCCAAGAGAAGUUUUUUAUCUUUGCUUUAACACCUCAGCAGGUCAGAGAAAUCUGUAUUUCCAGGGACUUCUUGCCUGGGGGCAGAAGAGAUUACACAGUCCAAGUUCAGCUAAGGUUAUGCCUAGCAGAGACAAGCUGCCCUCAAGAAGAUAAUUACCCUAAUAGUUUGUGUAUUAAAGUAAAUGGGAAGCUGUUUCCAUUGCCGGGAUAUGCUUCACCACCAAAAAAUGGAAUUGAACAGAAGCGACCUGGGCGCCCCUUAAAUAUAACAUCUCUAGUUAGGUUGUCAUCAGCAGUGCCAAACCAGAUUUCCAUUUCCUGGGCUUCUGAAAUUGUAAAGAAUUACUCCAUGUGUGUGUAUCUCAUUCGCCAGCUCACUUCAGCUAUGCUUUUGCAGAGGUUAAAAAUGAAAGGUAUCAGAAACCCCGAUCAUUCCAGAGCACUAAUUAAAGAAAAACUAACUGCAGAUCCUGAUAGUGAGAUUGCCACAACCAGUCUGCGGGUAUCUCUGAUGUGUCCUCUGGGAAAAAUGAGACUGACAAUCCCCUGCCGGGCUGUUACUUGUGCACACCUGCAAUGCUUUGAUGCUGCUCUUUAUCUUCAAAUGAAUGAAAAGAAGCCUACCUGGAUCUGCCCUGUCUGUGACAAAAAGGCAACUUAUGAGAGCCUAAUAUUAGAUGGGCUCUUUAUGGAAAUCCUUAAUGAAUGUUCAGAUGUGGAUGAGAUCAAAUUCCAAGAAGAUGGCUCCUGGUGCCCCAUGAGGCCAAAGAAAGAAGCUAUGAAAGUCUCAAGUCCACAGUGCACCAAAAUAGAAAGUUCCAGUAUUUUUAGGAAACCCUGUUCUGUGACAGUGGCCAAUGAAAUAAACAAGAAGAAAGUUGAUGUUAUUGACUUGACAGUAGAAAGCUCUUCUGAUGAAGAGGAAGAUCCUCCUGCCAAAAGGAAGUGCAUAUUUAUGUCUGAAACACAAGGAAGCCCAACCAAAGGGGUUCUUGUGUAUCAGCCACCUACUGUCAGAGUGCCCAGCAUGACAAUGGUUGAUGCUGCUGCUAUUCCACCUUCAUUAACAGACUCCCCAGUACCAUUCCAUCAUCCACCAAUAUCCAGUAUUUCAUCAGACUUGCCAGGAUUGAAUUUUCUUUCACUAAUCCCAGUUGAUUCACAGCAGUACUGUCCUCCUAUGUUUUUGGAUAAUCUCACCUCAACCUUAACAAGCAAUGUACCUGGCAGCAUCAUCACAUCAACCAGCCACCACGAGAGCAGCACACAUGUUAGCUCCUCCAGCAUGAGCAAGACAGAAGUGAUAACCAGAAGCAAAGGCAGUGCUCCUGACAUCAUCUCACUGGACUGA